Aureobasidium vineae is the source of this 714-nucleotide messenger RNA. The record is from the annotation of a GenBank genome assembly. NCBI's taxonomy places the organism in Eukaryota, Fungi, Ascomycota, Dothideomycetes, Dothideales, Saccotheciaceae.
AUGACAACAAUCUCGAAAGACGCUCAGCAGAGCUCCUACNCCACCGUCAGGCUAUAUCCCUUGAGCAACUACACCUUCGGCACAAAAGAGACUCAACCAGAAGAAGACNCCUCAGUCCUCGCUCGCCUAAAGCGCUUGGAAGAACAUUACGAUGCAUACGGCAUGAGAAGAACCUGCGAAGGUAUCCUCGUAUGCCAUGAUCACAAUCACCCACACGUCCUCAUGCUACAAAUCGCAAACGCCUUCUUCAAGCUUCCUGGAGAUUAUCUCCCACACGACGCCGACGAGAUUGAGGGUUUCAAGAUUAGGCUGAAUGAAAGACUCGCUCCCUCAGGCAACCAGUUCUCCAACGACGGCCACGAAGGCGAAUGGGAGAUUGGCGAGACUCUUGCGCAGUGGUGGAGGCCCAACUUCGAGACCUUCAUCUACCCAAGAGCAAAGNUCUUGAGCGUACCAAAGAACAUGAAGCUGCUCGCCGUGCCCCUCUUCGAGCUCUACGAUAACGCUCAGCGCUACGGUCCUCAGCUCUCUGCCAUUCCUCAUCUACUCUCCCGCUACAAUUUCGAGUUCGUCGACGAGAAUGGAAAGGUCUCAGCCGUGACACCGGGAGGCAACCCGAACGAGGGCAGCGUGCCCAGGACAAAAGUGCUUGCAGGCGGCGACGAACCCGUGCAACAAGAGAACGGCGCUCAGCAGGACUCAAAGAUGAGUUAG